UAAUACGUGCACUUAGAGAGAGUGUGUGCACUUAGAAGGGCAUAUCCUUGGAGUGGCACGUUGAAUAAAAGUUGUACCCAAAGUUUCCAGGCCUUGAUUUAUUAUAAAUAAUGUCUUUUUCCAAAGAAAUAAAGUAUCCAGGUAUUAUAUCAGAUAUACCGAUAUUUUAAAAAUCCAGUACCCACCCUUGUAUGUCUACUAUAAUGUACCGAUACCAGGGUAAAAUGACCCAUGAUGUACGAGUAGUUAUACAUCACGUGCAUUUAAAUAUAUUAUCAUUUAUCAGUGAUGAGCAUGAUGAAAAGAACUUAACAUAAUGCUCAACUCACAACAUGAUGCUCAAAGUCGUCGCGAACCACAAAGGCUUGAUUUAUCCAUUGUGCCAGGAAAAAGCUUGGGAUGGUUUCGUUUAGGUACGUCAAUCUGGGAUAUUAUCAACUUUCUGAGAGAACAAUUACGUAUUAUUCCCUCUGUAGAUUUAAAGUAUGAUGAUGAGGCACCAAUAUCCACAGACGUAUUUCUAUCUUUACCAGCUAACGGAAUCCAUAUGCGAUUUGAUGGGGCAUCGCAACGACUUAAAUCAAUUCAAGUUUCUGAAUUCUCAAAACUUAGAUUAACUUAUCAAGAUAGCGAAGUUAGCUCAAGCAAGGUUGCACCAACUUUUCUUUCGAUAUAUAAAAUUUUUGGACCCACCUAUCCAGGAGAACUCGAUGAAGAAAAGAAGGAAUACACAUUGAAUUAUCCGGGUAUUUCGUUUGUUUUCCCUAUACCCGAAAAGCAUAUAUCCUCUUAUGUUUCUUCAUCUGACCUCCCUAUGGAGCUUCCUGAUGGAACUUCUCCCUUGUUGACUCGCUUAUAUACUUUUCAUGGACCCAAUUUUCGAAAUGCAGUUGCUCCGCCAUUACAUAAGAGUAUAAAUACAGAAGGUAUUGGAGCUGACGGGGGAGAAUUUGGUGAAAUUGAAAGUGUUGUAGCAGAAUUAAAACGUGGAAUUAUUGUCAAUUUUUUGCCAAGAAAUAAUUCAAAUAAUGUUUCCACAGAAAUCAUUCUCAAUGUCACUACUCCGCAAGAUCUUUUAGUUGAUAUAGGAUCACCACUCAGGAUUUUUUAUAAAGAAGAAGAUAAGAUGCGAAUACAUUCAGAAGAUAGUAAUGCAAAUGAAGUGAUUGAAAGUGAUGAUGGUAGAGAUUUAAAUUCCUCAUCAAUUGGUGUUGAAGAUCCUUCUCGAGGAGAUACCGUUGAUUAUUUUUAUAAUUAUUUUCAUCUUGGUUUUGAUGUGCUCUUUGAUGGUGUUACACAUCGAUGUAAAAAAAUUGUGUUGCAUGGGAAUGUACCUGGUCAUUUUGACUUCCAAAGGUAUAAGCGGUGUCCUUAUAAGAUAGUGUUGCCUAAAUCUCCAUCUACUUUACAGACAUCUAACGAAGCUGCUAGAUUAGAAGUACUUGGAGAUGAUGACGACGACAAUCAAUCGACAUCACAAGCUGGAGGCGAUUUUAUCACUUCAGAAAUGAAAAUGGAUCAAAUCCGAGAACUAUUAGGCCAACCUUCCGGCCAACCUUUAAUUUUUAACCGUGGAGCAGGUGGUCAAAAUCCUUUUGGGCCCACAAAGCUAAGUGGAUAUGAUGGAGUUGUCUUCGAGGAAAUGAAAAAUGGAUAUGUUGCUACAAUUACAUUAUUUUGAAUUUUAAUCUUUUAAUUAUACUGUAAAUGUUUAUUAUUUAAAAUAUAUGUAAAAUUAAAUUAAUUAACAAUUAUCAGCUAAUUAAUAAAUUAUUGCCUUAUAAACAUAA
This is a messenger RNA of Rhizophagus irregularis DAOM 181602=DAOM 197198, 1790 nucleotides long. RefSeq lists its product as uncharacterized. Lineage: Eukaryota; Fungi; Glomeromycota; Glomeromycetes; Glomerales; Glomeraceae. The record is from RefSeq and is a predicted model, not a curated record. Gene Ontology annotation, biological process: Golgi to plasma membrane protein transport. Gene Ontology annotation, cellular component: trans-Golgi network.